AAAAUGCGAAGAAUGGAAAUGAAAAUUUGCUCUACAGACGUUGCGCCGGUUGCGUUGCGACGAGAUGAGACGAGACGAAAUUUGAGAUCGAUAAGGAUUGCGGUGGCGUCGCGCAUGACUGAAUUAUUUUGCGAAUUGCAACAAUCUCGAGGUUAUGACGAUGGUGAUGACCGGGCGCCAGGUUGACUCCAGUUGAUUUCGUUUUUCUCUUGGCUCGCGAAAUAUACAAAUACAGAACGAGUAACGGGCCUGACAGCAACGAUGUUCGAGGGGGCUAUAGCGGCAUUUUUGAACCGCCUGCUGGGCAGAUACGUAGAGGACCUGGACACGGAACAGUUCAACGUCGGUAUUUUCUCCGGGGAUACGUGCCUCACCGACCUCAAGUUAAAACCGGAAGCUCUGUAUCAACUGGGAUUACCUAUUAGAAUAGAGAUUGGCUUGAUAGGAAAAAUUAUUUUGAAAAUACCAUGGUCUGGACUUUUCUCGCAACCAAUUGUGAUAUGCAUAGAGGACAUAUAUGCAGUUGCAGUACCUGCACUAUCCGGUCCGUAUGAUCCAGAGAUACAGAAACGUUUGAUAAGAGCAGAAAAAAAGAAAAUUCUUGAAGAUCUCAAGGAAGAUGAAUUAUUUAGAGCAGGUCUACCUCCUCAACUAUUUGAUGGUCUAUUAGCAUCAGUUACAAAAAACUUUCAGAUUACUAUAAAUAAUGUACAUAUUAGAUACGAAGAGAAAAUAUUGCGUAACUUUCUCUGUGCCUGUGGUAUAUGUAUACAAAGUAUAUCAAUUACGACUACCAACAAUAAAUGGAAGCCUGGAGUGUGCGCUACAAAUUCACAAACAGUGUAUCAGCUUAUACGCGCAGAAUCGCUCAGUGUGUAUAUGGACCACGAUACAGAAUCCUGUAUAAAUAUCCAGGGAAAUUGGGACAUGCCCAAUCUUCUCGCAUGGAAAAGCGCGAUGCAUAGAUCUCUGCAAACAUUUGGAAUGAACAACAAGGAAUUUCAGUUUUUGUUGAAGCCUUUCACGGCCAAGAUUAAAGUCAUCAUACACAAAGGUACAGAAACGCAAGCUUCUCGUAUGUUGGUCGAUAUUGUGCUCCAGGAUGUGGCAAUGCAACUAUCCGAAGCGCAAUAUGCUACAUUUUGCCAUAUUCAAGAUUCUUUGUUACAAGCGAGCGUCAAUAGACCACAUGCUAAAUAUCGACCAGAAAAAAGCGUGUACGAGGAGCCAACAUCUUGGUGGAAAUAUGCAUACAAUUCUAUUUUGAAUCACUAUAUCAAACCAUAUACUUGGUUGCAUAUAGCCAAACAUAGGAAAAAUUACAGAAAUUAUAAAGGGGUGUGUAUUCAAAGUUUGCAACGACCAAACGACACAGAACUGAAACUGGAUCUGCAAAAAUACGAGGAUAGUCUGACAAUAUUAAAUAUAGUGAUUGCGAGAGAGCAUGCUAAACAAGAAUUGAAAAAUAAGGAUAUCGAGCGCGAGUGUCAAACUAUAACAAGUUCAUCAAAAGAUGUCAAUAUCGAAAUAUUAUCGAACAACGACCAAAGUAUAAUAGUUCAACACAACAAAGAAGAAAGUCAAAAUUCGGUGAUAGAUGUAAAGGAUAAUACAUCCAGUUCACAGAUAAAAUUGGAAAAAUCAUUAAAGCAAAUCGAUUACAAAUUAAAUUUUACUUUGGCAAAUUGUUGUCUGACUCUUUUGAGCAAAGGCAAAGAAAUGUUGAUUGUAACUGUCGCACAAUUCCUGACAAGUAUCGAGGCACGGCCUACGUUAUUAGCUUUCAAGAUAUCUGCUCGUGCUGAAAGUUUUGUUAUCGAGGCUAUAUCGACCGACGGUGAUUUGGUUCCUUUGAUUACAGUUGAUAAUGUGUUGACAGGGAAUGUGUCUACCUAUUUCUUGGCCAUAGAUUUUGAAAAGAAUGGACUAAAUAUGGAUCCUAUUUUUGAAGUGUCCAUAAAGUUGGAAGCUAUCGAAGUGACUUAUCAUCACUUUGCCAUAGUGGAAAUUAUAAACUUUUUCAAAUUCAACACCAAUUACAUAUAUGACACGAUUCUCGGAAUAUACAGAUUGUGGGAUUAUGCCAAAAGAAAAUAUUUCAACUUCGUGGACGACAUCAUUUCGCAGACAUUGAGAAUUAGCUUCAAAAUAGAUAUUAAAAGUCCGUAUGUUAUAUUUCCCGAAUAUGGAUCGAUUCAAAAAGGAGGACAUAUACUUGUCUUGGAUCUUGGUAAUGUGACCUUGAUCAAUGAACUUCAAGCGAGCAAUUUGCAAUUGGAAGACGCUACUCUUAUGGAACUGGAAGAAUUACUCUAUGACAGACUUAAUAUGGAGUUUACCGGCGCGCAGAUUUUAUUUUGUCAUUCGGGCGACGAUUGGCGCUCGGCAAGAAAACAGAGCGAUUCGGAGUAUCAUUUAUUACCCAAGCUACAAGCGAACGCAACACUUUCAUACAGUAUUAGACCGGAAUAUCGUCAAUUACCACGGACAAAACUUAAUGUACAUAUUUCAAACGUAAAGUUUAAUUUAUCAGAAAAUAAAUUGCAACUGAUGGCGCACUUUUUGAAUAAAUUGCUAGUGCUAUACGAAAAUAAUGUUGAAAAAUAUAAAGCUACCUUUAAAAAUUCUACUCUCAAACAAAAAUCAAGAGUUGCUUUUACUUCGGUAAAAGAAUUGAUGAAAGUACAAUCUGGUGUGUGCUUGCCAUCUGUUAUAAUGAUGCACAAUGGUUUUAAACCUAUUAUCAAGGAAAUUGUUACCAAUAAUGUACCAAAGCUUGACAGGAGUGUUGUUUCUUCGGAAGUUAGCGAAGAAGACUUGGAACUGUUAUCUAAAACGAUUAAUUUAUCUGGAUUUGACGAUAAUAUAUCUCCAUGUAACCACAUUAAUUUGUUACUUCGAUUUGCUAUAAGCGAGUUCUCCAUAAAUCUUGAACAUAUGGUGGACAACCGAGAACAGCCUUAUCUCAAUUUGAGAUUGCAUACCUUGUACUAUGAAGCAGCUAUGAUGGAAUAUGGUAUUGCUGUUCAAUUCGGUAUUGGAUCGAUUCUUCUAGUCGAUAAGACAAACGCUGGCGUUACCGGAUCAUAUCUGGAAUUGAUAUCCACCGACGAGUCUUACGAAGUUCUCAUUGUAUCAUAUCGUAAGGUUAAAUCAAAUUGCCCCGAUUUCAAGUCGCACUUUAAAAAUAUCGAACGCUCACUGAUUGUGAAUCUAUUGAAUAUUAAUAUAAAUCUUCAUAGAUCCGCGUUACUGAAAAUAAAAGAUUACUGGCAUAAAUUUCAAACUAUGUGUGAUGGUACACUGUUAAUCAAGUAUGCCGAAAAGAUAUGCAGUAAUAUUAUAAAACGGGAACAAAAGGAUGUAGAUCCACCCAUUCCACCAGGUGCGAUUAAACUGAAUUAUUCAACCAGACUUAGUUCGCUAGCACUACGAUUCUGUGACAAGGACAUAGAUUUGAUGGAGAUUAAGGUUUCGGGCUUGGAAAACGAUUGCAUCUACAAUGCGAACGAGAGAAUGGUGUUGCGUGCCCAUCUCAGAAGUAUACUUGCUGAAGACUUGAACGACGACACGCUUUAUUCGAAAAUUUUGACGACCGAUGAGGACAAGGUAUUUGAUCUGAAAUAUGUAAGACAUACACCAAGGUUAUAUAAAUGUUCGGAUAUUGACACUAAUCAGGAUGAUGUGAUGUCAGAUGGCACCUUCAAGCUUUCCAUCGGAAGAAUAAAUUGUGUGAUCAUUUCUAAAAUUUUGUAUGAUUUAAGGAAUUUUGUGAAGCCGUUCGCUUCCACGUACUACACUCGUUUCUUAAAUUAUUUGAAAAAUAAGUUUGUCGGAGGAAUCGAGUUGUUCAAGAAGAGUGCGACGAAAUUACACAUUUUUAUCGAUAUACAAGGACCUACUUUUCUGCUACCACAGAAGAAGGAUGCCCCGAGUCUCUUGGUUUUCGAUACGGGCAUAUUAUCAGUCGAAAACUUUUUCAAGAACAACGGACAAUCGAUGAAAGCGAUCGCUAAUGAUAAUGGACAAUUGAUAAUCGAUAACAUUUUGAUAAAAUUGAAAUCUGUGACUAUAUCUAGGGCAAUUAUGACUUUGGCGCGAGACUUGGAAGUGCAGGAACCCAUUAUCGAACCUAUACAAAUUCAGUUUGAUAUCAAGAGAAAAACGGAAUACCGUAGUACUAUGGAAUUCCAAACAUACGGUUUAUUCAAUGUACAAGGAGCAAUCGAUAUUAUAAAUGUAAACUUGAGUCAGCAGGAUCUCAAGUCCCUUAUAUCGGUGUGGCAAGAUAAUAUUUCCAAAAUACUGUUGCUUAAAAAGGUCAGCGAAAACGAGGAUAGAAUUUCAACACAAAGCUUCCGAAAGAAUGUCGAGCACAAUGAUGACAUUAUGAUGAAGAAGCUGGAAGACUUUUUAACUCAUAAUGAAACAGCGUUAUGUGAAAUCAACAUAAAAUUUACUUUGGAGGGAUUGCAAUUGAAUUUAUUUAUGGACACAGAAGAGGUGUUGAGUUCCCCUGUGCGCGAUUUGAAUCAUGGUUUGUGCAAAUUGAGCUUCGGAGAAACUAUAAAUACCUGGGACUUUUAUAGCGACAAGAGUGUGAAAAUGAAACUCUCUUUGCAAAGCUGCUUAUUGCAAGACACACGCAAAGACUCGGUCAUUGAAAAGAAAAUAAUACAAUCGCCGGCAAUAUCUUUAGAGAAGAAUUUAGAAUCUUGUAUUUCUGUGUCGAUGUCUCCUAUAGUCGAUGUUACGUACAGUCGUACUCAAGCGAAGGAAAAGUGUUUCGACGUUCUUAUUCAAGACGUGCGAAUUAAUUUGUCUGUACCUUUCUUGAUGCAUUUGGGACGGUACUUUCUGGAUUCCUUACCUGGCGAGCAGAUAGAGAAAGGAAUCAUCAAUCACGGAUACGAUAAUAAUAACCAAAUGAACCGGAAUGCUAUAAAUGCAGAACCUGACAAAAUAAAUUGCUCCCAAUAUUUUAAGGAGCAACCAGGUACUUCUGUAUCAAUUAGAAUACAAAAGCCGGAUAUUUUUCUAUUCGGUGACUUGGAGAAGAAUAAUACGCACGUGAUUCGAAUGCAGACAGAAGUGUUCAUCGAAAGCAGCAGACACGGUUGUUCCUCUUCGAUAGUCUGCACCCUGACCAAUGUCAAUGCCAAGACCAAAGGUCGGGGAAAUUACGAGUCUCCAUAUUGGUUGUUACAUCCUUGCGAUGUAGAAAUUUCUAAGAAGAAAGAAUUGUCGAGCGGUAAUGAAGAAAUCGCCGUUGCUAUAAAUAGUAUUAAUGUACAUCUAUCAGUGGAAGUGAUCCAUACCUUUUUCGAUAUAUUGAAUGAAGCGUCGACUUUUUUGAACAGCAUUAGCUCGAAAAUGGAUGACGAUAGCAAUCAAAAUGCCAGCGUGCAUAAUAAUCUCUGGGCGCCAAGAAAAGUUUCUAGUAUACCGUAUAAGAAAACUGAUGAAGGCGACUCGACGUUGUACCAUCAUCACAACAAUCAUGUAAUAUUCAAUUUGAGACCUGUACUAAUGUGUUUAUUGUUGGAAAUGGAGUAUUCCGUAGGAAGAUUUCCAGUAAUGAGAAUAGAAACUGUCGUUACCGCUACCGUCGAUGAUUGGUACAACAAUUUCCAUCUCGAGUCUAAUAUAAAGCUUCACGCAUUCUGUUACAAUAGAGCUUAUCAGAAUUGGGAGCCAUUCGUGGAACUUUGCACAAAGGAUGAUGUAAACUAUAAACCAUGGGAAUUCAUUAUUAAGACAUAUCGAGGCGAAGCAAAUAUGAUCAAUUCCCAUUGGACAGAUUUUUGUCACCACAUAAAACAAGAUUCUGCAAAAGCAAAAAAGAAGGAUAUAAAGUGUAAUGAACAGGAUGUAACGGAUAUGAUAUUUAUUGGACCCGAUACUGAUGUGAUCUCUAUGAGAAAAGAACCUGAAACUUACAUUACAUAUGAGGAUGAGUCUGAUACGGACGAUGACGAGAGCGAUACGAAAUUAACAAAGAUUUCCAAUUAUCUAUUUAAUAAUAAUAGCGACGACGAAGAAAGUGUUUCCGACGAUUCGAGUACAAAUGAAGAUGAGGAACUGGAAUUAACGCUGGAUUGUAAUUUUGAAUCUUUUAAUUCCGCCACGCCACGUGCGCUAGCGAAAACAAAUCUCUUCGCGCCGCAUAUUAUUCUAUAUUCGGAGGACAAAAUCAACAUCACCAUAACUGAAAACAUGAUCGCGACGUGGAAUGCGAUGUCAAACGCAUUUGCAAGAGUUAAGGGUGGAAUCCCGUUCGUACCAGCCAACACACGAGAAUUGACUGUGCUAAACGAUAUAGGUCACGCGAGUCGAGUAGAACUGCUUGUUCAAGAAGAAGUAGACGGAAACAGUGUCACGCGUGUCCUAGCCGCGCAUAAUUUUGCACACGACGGGAACUCGCCGACCAGCGUGCCCAGCAGUCCGGAAAAUGAAACCCAGGUGGAUUUCACGAGUCCUCGAUGGAUCGGUAAAGAUACCGCCGUAGUCGUAUCGGAAUGUCAGACUUUUCCUGUCGACUCGCCGGUGCAAAUCUACAAAUCUAUAACUGGCGAGAUUCUUCGUGUUAUUUUUGAAGGUUUCGAGGAUGUGUUGAUGUAUUGCCCUAAGAAGGAAACAUGCAGUCUCGUAUCGCUUCGUCCUGUGAGACACGACGUCCGCUAUUAUCUGGUAAUAGAGGCGACGAUAAACAGUUAUCUACAUCGUACGGUUUGCGUGCGAUCUCCGUUACAGUUUCGAAACGAAACGUCGUACGCACUUGGACUUUAUUACAAAAAAGCGGUAGUGGACAAACUGGGUUUAACACCUACCGGUGAAGUUACAAAUCCCUUUGAUCAUAAUAUAAGAAUGGCAAUCAUCGAACCUGAUGCGACUUAUAACAUUCCUCUAUAUAUCGCUUAUCAUUGUCCGAUACACGUUCUUCCUGCGUAUCUAGAAAAAUAUCAAGUUAGCGAGGAAGAAAUUUAUUGGAAAGACUUGAAGGGUACAGCAAAUGCAUUUAAAGACGUGUGCUGCAAAGCGAAGGGCGACAUUAACUGUAAUGUAUUCUGUGUCAGGGCGAUAUGCACGGAAGUCCCGUUAACGACUCGUUCCUCGGGCUGUCAAGUGCCGAAUUACUUGAUAAAUAUCGUACCGCCUGUAAUUUUUAAUAAUCAGCUGCCCUUCGUCAUCGAUGCCGGUAUACCUAGCAUUAAUUACGAAAUGAAAAUCGAACCCGGGGAAAAAAUAAACAUGCACUCUCUGAAUCAUAGCAGUAAUGUGCAGUUUAUUUUUAAGAUACACAACUAUUUGGGCACGUCUUGGAUGGGUGCGGUAAAACUGAAUAUGAAUCUAGAACGAAAGUUUAUAUUAAUGUCUGCAGAUAACGAGUCGGAUUUGACGAAACCCUUCUUGCUAUGCUUAGAAUUAGGUAAAAUUUCCAGCUGGAACAUCAUUAUACAAUCGCAGUAUUGGAUGAUAAAUAAGUCUGGCUUGCCGCUGUUUAUCCAGGAUUGCCAUUCUCAUAUAACUUAUGAGAUGCCAGAGGAAGAAUUGAUGGUGUUCUCUCAAAAGAAUAAUAAAAAGAGCAUGGUUCGAUUAAGGGCCCAUCAGUCCGAGUGGUCGAUGCCAUUUGGAUUGGACGGAAUUACGUCGAUGUCGUUGAUCGUUUGUCGAGAUAUUGAACGCGGACGAAAGUAUCAGAUCUUAACGGAGAUAGAAAGUUCCCGCUUAUCGCCCAUUUUCACGAAGAUUAUAACGUUUCUACCGUACUUUUUCAUUUGCAACAAAACUAAAAAGGCUUUGAGGUUUAUGGAGGAGAAUGAAGAGGCCGAUCUCUGGAACGAUCUUUUACCUGGCCAAGAGAUAUCGUUCUGGCCCGUCACCGAGUCCAUGAAAAUGAGAAUAAAGUGGAGAAACAGUCAGCUGGUCUCGCAACAUUUCGACAUUACAUAUGUGGGCAAGACUGUGCUGAGAAUGGAUAACGGGUCGGCGUUAUGCGUAGAGAUUGAAGGUGGCAUGAAUGCCCCGUAUCGCAUAACAUUCCGAAGAUACAUCGUCACCGACAUACCCGUGCGAGUGGAUAAUCUUUGCGACAAACUAUUUCUGAAACUGAACCAAAUCGGUUUGGGUCAAGUCGCUCUGCUCAAACCGUUUCAAAGUCUGCUAUACACUUGGGACGAUCCUACUCAGAGCAGAGAAUUGAUUUGGAAUGUUUAUAACAAUAAUGCAUUCGGCUAUAGAGCACAACUUGAAACGGAUGGCUGUGGGCACGAAACGGUAACUUUUGUAACCGUCGAACGGCGCGACAGCGCGUGUCAUUCCUCCCAAAUCGCUCCCAAAUCGCUAGCAAACGCGAAGCCGUCGUGGUCGGAAGAUACGAGCACAAGUACCACUCAUUCUUCUCCUAACGCAGAAUCUGACACAAAGCCACAAGUGUUGGGGCACGCUCGGCAAGAUGAAACGGAGGUUUACUGGGUGAGCUACAUGGAAGGCGAGCAACGCGUGUUACUAUUUACGCAGCACGAGAGUGUGUACCUGAAGGCGAAAAGUGUCAUCGAUCCCGAGACGAGCAAAAGAGAGAUAUUUCUGUCAAUCGCGGCUAUUGGAAUGAGCAUUGUCGUACAGGAAUCCAAUCUUCAUAGUGCCAGACGAGAGUUAUUGUAUGCCAGUGUGAUCGAUUCCGCCGCGCAUUGGGAGCUUUACUUCAGCAAACGAUGGAAGAGCCUGUCGUUAGAAUUGAGCGCUUGGUUGGAAAACAAAUAUACGAAUUCCGCGAAGGCUGCGCAAUUGGAGAAUUUUAUUGAUGUUGAUUUAGUGAAAAUGCAGAUGACUAAACCAUUCUUUGGCAAGUUGCGAAGGACGUAUUCACCAGGUAUCUGGCUGCAUAGCAGGGAAUCCACCACGCUUUGUUAUUUGCAGGGAUAUAUUCACAGGAUACAGGUUGAUAAUCAAUUGAGCGAAGCUGUCUUUCCGGUGGUUCUAUAUCCUAGCUUGCAAAAGACUUUUGUGAAUUAUGCUGGAACCCGCAGAUUGAAACACUGCUUAGAGUUCUCGUAUCUAAAGCAACGCAAAUUGAAGAAUAUCAUUUACAAAGGUAUAUGUGUCAUCAUCAGGGAGUUCAAUUUAAAUUUAGAAGAAGCCUUUCUCUGUUCCUUGAUCAAUCUAGUACCCAAAAAUCCGGAGACGAAACACUCAAUCGCCGCCAAACUCAGGAGGGAUGUGUCCAAUAUGCGUGUUCCCUCAUUUCAUAAGAUUAGUAACAACGGCAAGAAAAGAGAUUUAAUAGAGCAGAUAUAUAUUUCUCCAAUGGCAUUACGCUUGAGAUUGUUAGCCAAUACAGACGGAUCUAACGCGCGUAAUUUCAGCAUCGUGCUCGAUUAUCGCAAUAUUCUUCGAUUCAUCUUUGAUUACGCGGAGAAGGGCGCAUUCGAAAGGGAUGCUGAAUUCAAGUUGCCCAGUUAUCAAAGAAGUUUCAUCGUCGUCAAUAACGAGCAAUUUCUUUCGCGUCUCUUACGAACUUAUAUGGCGCAGAUUAUGGAACAGUUUCAUGUACUGGUGCGAUUAGUUACAGUUUUGGGAAAUCAGUACGGCUACAACUUUAAAUCGCCAAAGAACAACUGUUGCGAGCCAGAUUCAUUACUAUUAUGCGGCGAUGAGGCUGCGGAGAGGCUGGCAUACGAAGUGGCGUGCGAGCUGGGAUACGCUACGCCCGAUGGUAUGCAAGCUUCGAUUUUAAACAGCCACGCGCCUCUUUUCAAGGUAAAGGAUACAAAUUAUCAGAACCCGGAUGUACCGCCUUUAGCGUUCUUAGUCGAUAAUUCAUUCGCUACAGAGAUUGAUUUAGAGACCUCCGGCUUGAUUACCACGUCGACAAACAGCAUUCAUCGAGAAGAGUCGAGAUAUUUCUUCAAAACAUUAGGAAAAAAAAUAUCUGUGUUGUUUAAGACGGAAAGCUCUUGUUUAAAAACGCAUUCGAAAGUAAUACCAGACAUAAUAAAAAGGGCUCAAGAAGUAGGACAUAGUUUUGUAUCCAGAGUGCGAUUGCCACGAUAUAUUAAUCCACAUUUCGGUGUGGAGUUGUUCUCGACGCACAAAGCGAAGGGAGCGUAUUUAUUGAACGCUAUAAGUAAAGGCCAUUGCGUUCGGAAUGAUUCUUAUUGGGGACACGCUGCGCUUCACAAUGAUGGAAAAUAUAUUACACUAGUAUCCUUGCAGCGAAUAUACUAUAUCGAGAAGGGAAAUGCUUGGGGAUCGUGGAACGUGAAAUGGACUUUAGAGACCAAUCAAUUGCUGUCAUCGCCAACUGUCGCUAAAAAUAAACUCAUUUUGCACAUAACAGAGGAAGAAAAAGAGACGUCAUCGUCAAUGGUAGACUGGUACGUGGAGAGCGAGGCCACGGAUAUUCUGGAAUGGCUGUGUCGCAGAAUGAACAGCGCAAUGAUCCUGAAUAUGGAAAGCAGCAUUUGUUCCAAGUGAGAGAAACUCUAAUGCACUGACGGCUGAGGCCGUUGAGAAAAAGAGAAAAUCAAGAGCAAGGAACAAAGUGGAUACAGAGAUCAGUGUAUUUACAUAUUUAGUUUGGCGUAAUAAAAGAUAUAUAUAUACGAUGAAUGCAAAGAAAAAGAAAAGGGAUGUCUCUCUUUCUCUUUCUCUAAUGCCCUACACUUGUUUUAUUAUCAUUAUAUCUUGUGCCUUAAGUCAGAUCGCAUCUUCGUCUUGGAUAAAGUACGUCUAGUUUAUUUCAUAAUUUAUUUACAAAAAGUCUUAGUAAAUUACACUUACAGGCAUCUCCACUCGAACUAAAGUAAAUAAUUUAAGAACUACAUGUAUUUAGAUAUCUAUAGAAUAGGAUACUUUGGGGUCGGGGAGAAGCUGGGACCAGGGAAAGUGUUCUGUUUAACUUAUUUCAAUAUAAUCGUUUCUAAUUGUAUCUCCGACGAUAAUUCGAGUCGUUUUUUAAACAGCUACACACAUCGUGUGAAAACUAAACCUCAUUCCGCCUCUCUUAUAAAUUCAUUCUCUCUACGAAACGAGGAAGUAUACCAGUGGAAGGUGUGCGACAAGUUCGCGAAUGUGUCUUCUUUUUUUUCUUUUCUUUUCUGCAACUUUCUCUUGCGCAAGAAUGGGAUUUUACAAUUACAGGUAAAUGUACGUAUUGUAAGAAUCAUCAAAAUAUGUGCAAGCUGACAAUCGGUAUCUGUUAAUUUUACAAUAACGUAUGCGCGCUUUGAAAAAGCAUAAAAUCUUGGUUAUAAAUAUAUUCCCAUUAGAAUCGUUUAAUGGCACGAUCGAGCUUAAAUUUAAAAAUCCUUUUUCCUUUUUUUUUAUCCUUUUAAUAUAUUCGUUUCUACAUUAUCGUCCAGUUUCUGUCUGCUUCUACAAUGGUUGGUUUUUUCUCAUCUUCUGGUUUCUUCUUUCCGCUUCUUUUUUUUCUUUUUUUUUUCGUUAUCACAACGGUAUUUAAUUACGUUUUUAUAAAUACGUUUAUUCUCCAAAAAGAUUGCAAUUUUAGUUGAAUCCGCUACUUUCAACUCUCUUCCUUAAAGGAAGUUAUAACGAAAAGAAGAAACGAAAGGAAAAAUUGUAUAUUGAAACUGUAAAAUCUCCUAUUAUAUUUAAAUAAUCACUGUGAAAUUAAUAAUAAUUUAAGUAAUUAUUUAAAUCAAUUAAUUACUUAAUUUCGCAAGCUGCAUAUUUUCUUUCUCUUUUUCACAGACACUAUCCCCACCCUUUUCUACCGUCCCCCUCCCCCCAUCCUCCGUGCAUACAUACGCACGCAUACAUGCACGCACACAUACACAUGCACGCAUUGCCGCAUUUUUCUUUUUUCUCUAAAGCCAUCUUUUACAUUAACGCACGCACAUAUAUGCAUACGUCCCAAAGUGUGCAUUGUAUGUACGCAUCGCAUACGCAUUCGUAUUCGUACACGCACAUCAUACACAAACAUUUCUCGCGCGCGAAUGUAGGCGAACAGGUAUUUUUGUCCUCUACACUUUAUCUCGAAUAUCUUCUCAUUCUUUCACUUUUUUCCUCUAUGUUUUCGUUUCUCUCUCUCUUUCUGAAUCUCAACAUUAUAUAUAUAUACAUACAUACAUACAUACAUGCAUGCACGCACGCAAAUAUACACGCAAAUACAUAAACACACACGCACGCACGCAUGCAUACUCUUUCUUUCCUUCUCGCUCUUUCACGCUCCCUCUUUUUCUCACUUUCGUUUCAAUCAGCGGCUUUAUCACACAUGUCAUAUUAUUUUUUCUCUUCUAGCAAUGUCUUUCUUCAGUUCUAGUUCUGCCUGUGCUCCUAAAAGUCGAGACUUUUUGCGAUCCUACGACCGCAAAUGUAUAUUUGCGCCACCGUAGCCGUAGCACAAAAA
Messenger RNA from Formica exsecta, 12373 nucleotides. Its product is annotated as vacuolar protein sorting-associated protein 13A-like. Gene Ontology annotation, biological process: protein targeting to vacuole; protein retention in Golgi apparatus. The transcript has 50 exons. The record is from RefSeq and is a predicted model, not a curated record. Lineage: Eukaryota; Metazoa; Arthropoda; Insecta; Hymenoptera; Formicidae. Gene Ontology annotation, cellular component: extrinsic component of membrane. Bases 262 to 10476 code for a protein of 3404 amino acids.